CGGCUUCUGUUAUUCGAAUGAUGUCCCACGCCAUGACGGAAGAGGUUUUCCAUAAAGGCUUGCAACAGUAUCUGAAGAGCAACGCGUUGGGUAAUGCGGAUUCGAAUGACCUUUUCCGGUCCCUCCAGAAAGCCCUGGAUGAGAGUGGGAUUAAAUGGAAACAGCCCGUGCAAGUUAUAAUGUAUAACUGGGUGGAAUAUCCGGGAUAUCCGACGUUGACAGUUAAGAGAGUCAAACAGGGCUACCAAUUGACACAAGAACAUUUCGUAAUCGUGCUGAUGAAAGUCAUCGAAUAUCCUACCAGGUGGUGGAUACCAAUCACUUAUGUCGAGGAGUCGAAUCCUAAUUUCAAGAAUACGACUCCAGUCGAUUGGUUCGCUCCGGAGCAAGAAUCACGUACCGUGCCGUCUGAGGAAAAAAAGGGGUGGUUCAUUUUCAACACGAAGCAAACAGGUUACUACCGCGUGAACUAUGAUGUAGAAAAUUGGGAACUGUUGAUAAAAGAGUUGAACAAGGGGAACGAGACCAAAAUACACGUGCUGAAUCGUGCACAGAUGAUUGACGACGCGUUCAACUUAGCUCGUGUUAACAGUUUGAAUUACACAGUUGCUUUGAACUUGGCCCUUUACUUAACGCACGAGGUCGAUUACAUGCCCUGGCAACCGGCGUUCAGGCACUUGAGCUUCCUGAAGAACUUGUUACGCAACUCCGAAAAAUAUCACACUUUCACGGAAAAAAUAAAUGUUUAUAUGCAUUUCGAUUCUGUACUUCUACUUAUAAAAAACAGAGUGGACGUUGACCUGAAGAAGGAAAUUCUCUGCACUGGGGUCAGGAACGCGAAUGAGAGCGCGUGGGCUGAUACUCUGCGGCACAUAAAUGAAUCUGCGCUCGAUACCAACAAUAAGAAGGAUCAGCUGACGGUCCUAGCCUGUUCCAACUCGUCUGAGAUUCUGACACAAUACCUGGACUCAAGUCUCGAUCCGGACUCCCUGAUUGAUUUCGGGACUGCUGUGACAAACGUG
Ceratina calcarata is the source of this 1022-nucleotide messenger RNA. RefSeq names its product aminopeptidase N-like. Gene Ontology annotation, molecular function: peptide binding; metalloaminopeptidase activity; zinc ion binding. Gene Ontology annotation, biological process: proteolysis; peptide catabolic process. Gene Ontology annotation, cellular component: cytoplasm; membrane. The annotation marks the transcript as partial. NCBI's taxonomy places the organism in Eukaryota, Metazoa, Arthropoda, Insecta, Hymenoptera, Apidae. The record is from RefSeq and is a predicted model, not a curated record. The transcript has 5 exons.